Messenger RNA from Verruconis gallopava, 999 nucleotides. Its product is annotated as Kae1-associated kinase Bud32. The record is from RefSeq and is a predicted model, not a curated record. Gene Ontology annotation, biological process: protein phosphorylation. Gene Ontology annotation, molecular function: ATP binding; protein serine/threonine kinase activity. The coding region runs from base 146 to 913 and encodes 255 amino acids. NCBI's taxonomy places the organism in Eukaryota, Fungi, Ascomycota, Dothideomycetes, Venturiales, Sympoventuriaceae. Gene Ontology annotation, cellular component: EKC/KEOPS complex; nucleus; cytosol. The transcript has a single exon.
GUUUUGCGCAGAAAUAUCGUAGCUGCUGCUGCAACUCGAGCAGAGAAUUACAGGACCAUUAGGCUUCGAUAACCUUCUCAGUCUUCACAGCUCUCGCACAGCCUCUCCUGGCAACUUACGAAUACUGACGCAAAGGGUCGUGACCAUGGCAACCGCUACUUCGACACCGUCGCUGCCACCCCCCUUUGAUCGUACUCUUCCCGAAGAGCUCGAACUCAUAACCCAAGGCGCAGAAGCGCGUCUGUAUCGCACGCCAUUCCUCACUCGUACCCAACACUGUGCGUUGAAAUAUCGUCCCCGCAAAACGUACAGGCACCCCACUCUUGACGCCCGCCUCACCAAGCAACGCAUUCUCGCAGAAGCGCGCGUCCUUGUGAGAUGUCGCAAAGAAGGGCUACGUGUUCCGGCAGUUUUGGGUGUCGACUGGGAGGAGGGAUGGCUGGGAAUGGAAUGGAUAACGGGUCGGACGGUCAGACAAUGCUUGGAUGAAGUUCUGAAGGACUGCCAUUCCGCGGAGGAAGUGGAGUCCAACUCAGCGAUAUGGGAGUUGAUGGGCAAAGUGGGCAAGACUGUUGGCAAGCUGCAUGAAAUCGGCGUAGUACAUGGCGAUUUGACAACAAGCAACCUUAUGGUGAGGAAUGAGGAGUCAGCGGAACAGGCCGCAGCACAGAACCUACGGGGUGAGAUCGUCAUUAUUGACUUUGGACUGGCAUUACAAACAGUUCAGGAUGAAGACCGUGCAGUGGAUUUGUACGUUCUAGAGAGAGCUUUUGGAAGCACGCACCCGCAGGCUGAAGGGCUGUUCAAGGAGGUGUUGCGAGUGUACGGGGAGAGCUACAAAAGUGCGAAGUCGGUUCUCAGAAGACUGGACGACGUGAGACUGAGAGGGAGGAAAAAGAGCAUGAUAGGCUGAUGCCUUUGACUUCUUGAUUGAACUGCGCACUUGAAUAAAAGAGAUACCCAUGGCUAGAUCUAUAAUCUACUGUCUUCACCGAGCAA